CCAAGAAGAUUCUUACUUUGCUUAUUCUGAUUGGCUGAAUUUAGGAUAGGGGGUGUUGCCCUUCAACAAAUGAGUUUGAGACUGGAAAUGGCAUUGAAAUGUACGAUUGACCAAAUAAUUAGGUUUUGAUUUUGAUCACAUAUUCCCUUAUAAAUAGGCUUAUAAAUCAAUGAUAUCAUUACAUUACAUGACGAAAUUACAACAUUGAUGCAAAAAAUGAUAAUUGUAAAUUUUUAAUUACAUUUAUUUUUUAUUUGGCAAAUUUUGAAUUGUCAAAGGAUGAGACAGUAUUCCAUAAAUGGAGUAAAGUAAAAUGGCAUAGAGAUUUCAAGAAAAUUUGAGCAUUAAAAUAUAGUAGUUUUAUUAUAUUUUCUUUUGAAAAGCAAUAGUUAUUUGUAAAAAUGGGAAUUAGCAAAGUCUGUUUAAUUAAAUAAAGAUAGAGGAAGACAGAUUUUCAAAUAAUAUUAGAAUGAAUAUUAAAAAUGUUUAAAUUUAAUUAACAAUUAUUUUAAGAAAAUGAGGAAUUCCAUUUAAUUAUUUUUAGUUGCUUAAAAUUUUUAUACAAUUUUCUUAAAUAAAUAUAUCUAAAUGAUAAUUCAGAUAAUCUUAACUCUGUUCCUAUUGAUGUUAUACCUUUUAGUGGUAAAACCUCUUGUUCCUAUGAUUAAAUUAAAAAUGUAGUUUGGUGAUGCUUGUUUGAUGAAAUUUCAUCUAUUUGGAGGGGAAUUAUGGGAAGCACUAAAAGAGAUGAAGACAAGCAAAGACUUAUUUAAAAGACAUAGAGACUUAUAUAUGAAACAUCCAUAUAAAAUAUUUGUAACAAAUUUUCUUUGGAAAGUAAGAAUAANCACUGUGAAAAUCAAGAUCAGAACUGGUUGA
Messenger RNA from Paramecium octaurelia, 879 nucleotides. The record is from the annotation of a GenBank genome assembly. NCBI's taxonomy places the organism in Eukaryota, Ciliophora, Oligohymenophorea, Peniculida, Parameciidae.